Messenger RNA from Saitoella complicata NRRL Y-17804, 990 nucleotides. RefSeq lists its product as uncharacterized. The record is from RefSeq and is a predicted model, not a curated record. The transcript has 2 exons. Gene Ontology annotation, biological process: mRNA transport; endoplasmic reticulum inheritance. NCBI's taxonomy places the organism in Eukaryota, Fungi, Ascomycota, Saitoellomycetes, Saitoellales, Saitoellaceae. The coding region runs from base 1 to 990 and encodes 329 amino acids.
AUGUCGACACCGUCGGAAGAUUCGAAUGCUGGCGCUGCGCCUGGGGCUGAGGACCUCCGGUCGCAAUUGAAUGCGCUGAGGGAGGACAUUGCUGGGCGGGAGGCUGAAAUCAAUAAGUUGGAGCAGGUCCGCAAGAGGCUUACGGGUCUUGGCCUACCCCCGAAAGUUGCCGCCUCCGCUUCGCCAGCCGGUCAACGGAGCGCUUCGACAGGACGAGUCAUCGAUACUUUACAACGGGAGAUUGACGCUCUUCGACACUCGCUCGAUGCUGAGCGGAAUUCGCUACAGGCUGAGCGUGCUAAGGUUGAUGCACUAACGCACAAAGUCGAUAAUGCGGAAGAGACAGUUGACCGGCUACGAAUGGAGAACCAAAACCUGACUGCUAUCGUCAGCCGGAAGGAUCGAACCUUGACGGAGGAGACUGUGGUUCGGAAGGAGCUGGAGAAGUCGGUUGAUAAGAUGAAGUCUGAAAGAACGGCCCUGAAAGAGGAGGUCGCCCAAAAGGAGAAAGCAUUGACCGAGUCAAUUACGAGAGUAGACACUGAAGUCGCUCGGAGAGAAAAGGCUGAGGCAGAGUAUGCGACAUUGCAGGAAGAGUUUGCACGGUUACGGACGAAGACGAAGGAGGACCUAGAAGGGUUGGCAACGAGUGUUGCGACCCUGAAGAAGCAGCGAGAAGAGGAUGCGGUAGCAUCGAAAGCAGCAGCUGAGAAAUUUGAACAACUGGCGAAGGGCAUUGAAGAGGAACGGGAAGCAGGGAAGAAGCUGCGCGAAGCGUUGGAGGUAAAACAGAAAGAGCACGCAGAGCACUUAUCCGCGGCCGUCGAGGAGUUGAAGCAAGCAAACGAAGAGGAAGCCAAGGAGCUACUACAGGCUACCGAAGUUGCUGAAGAAGCACGCAUAGAAGUCGCCGCGCUGAACAGCAAGAUCCGAGCCGCAGCAUCAUUGGAGAGAGGACAGACAAAUGGGACAACGGAAGAGGCGCAAUGA